UCAACAUGGUUGAUUGCGGUAGCGCACAGUGCGCUCAGGAAAGGCGAACAUUUCGAAAUGAACUUUUAUCGUGGAGCAAAAAAAUACCAAUGACAGUUGCCUUAGAAACGAUUGCCGAAGAACUAGGUGCAAAAGAUGUGAUGAAAGAUGUUUUUGAACCACUUAAUUGCUUGGAACCGGAAGAGUUAACAGACUGGGAGCCACAGAAGGAAUGUUUCUACUGCAGUGCCAGAUUAACCCUCUUGUUUGACAUUGUUGAUCAGAUGACAGAAGAUGUUAAGAAUGGAAAAUCGGACGUUGACUACCCUGGCCUUCGAAAUUUGCAUGAACUGUUGCCUUAUUGCCCUCAGUUUUACACACACGGAUUUGGCCGCGAGUGUCUUGAAUCAAACAAUGUUGCAAAGAGUGCACAGACCACCACGACUCCCUCCAGUACAGAGGAUGGGGGGAUGUCUGUUCCAUCCACCAGCAAAGGUCAUAUUGAGCUCAAAAUUCCUCGAAUUCUUAUGUUAGCCGGAAGAAAAAAAGAGAGUAUGAAUGGCAAAAAAGCAUACACUAAUGACGACCUUUCACAAGCGGUUACUGAAAUUCGUGACGGAAAGUUGGGAACAAGAAGAGCUGCCAUGCUUUAUGGGAUUCCAAGAUCAACACUUCGAAAUAAAAUUUUCAAGAUGGUGUCUGAAGAGAAUUUGCAAAUGGAUUUGGAUGAUUCAAGCUCAGCUGAUGAAGUCAUCCCGGAUAAUGGCAUGAAAUUGUCAGACUUGAUGCAGACCAGCUCAUUCACCUAUCUGCCACCACUACCAUUCCCACUUCCUAUCAAGAAAGAACCCGAUACAGAGAAUUUCGAUGGGGAAUUUGACCGCAAGAUGGAACUUUUACGACGCAAGCAUAAUUUGAAUGGUGCAAGAGAUAACUUGCGUACCCCUGCUCACUCACCCGAACUGAAGUUGCCUUUGCUGGGAGAUUUGAUUCGUAAAAUGGUUCAACAGCGACUGGAAAUGGAAUGCCACAGUGCCUCGGUUACAUCACUUUCUGAAACUAAACUAGUGCUUAAAAGGGAGAUAGAUGAUGCCAUGUGUAGCAUGAAUCCAUUUGCAUCUUUUAGUCCAUGCUAUGGUCUUGGCAUGACAACCGCUAACUUGUCUGAUCUUCGCAUUCCGUCCUACAAGCCUGGGAAUAGUUCAUCAAAAGGACCAAAUGCUCAAAAUACGGUUGAACUACUGGAGGGGAAAUGUUAUGAGAAUAGUAAAAUAGGUGACGCCCUGAAAGACAUUAUUGUGAGAUCGAUAUCUGAGAAGUUAAAGUUUCAUGACCAGUCUAACGACGACAGUUCAGGAACUCUGACACCGGACGAAUACUGUCCGAGAGGAUCCUUUACCAUGGAUUCCUCCCAACAGUCGGUCUCCCCUCCAAACUCCAUCCCUGUCUCUUCGUCUCAUUUAAUCGGUUCUUCUGGUCAUAAUCCGAAACGCUAUCGAAAGGAUUCUGUUCGAGACAAGCACAGUAUGUCAGGUUCAUCAGGGAUUAAGAAAACGCGACCGAAGCGGGGCCAGUACCGGAAGUACAACAGUCAGCUGUUGAUGGAGGCAGUGAGAGCAGUACAACGAGGAGAGAUGAGCGUGCACCGAGCGGGAAGCUACUUCGGCGUGCCGCACUCGACACUGGAGUACAAAGUCAAGGAGAGGCACCUCCUCAGACAGAAGAAGGUCCGAGAAAGUCAGAUGCAGAAAGAGGCCGGGUCGAGCGUGGAAACCAAUUCAAACACUAGCGCAUCCUCGCCACCACCAUCGACACAGGUGACGUCGGAAAGUUUGCAGAUAAGUCCCCUCGGCUUCACUUCUCCCAAACAGAGCACGUCCAGUGGGUUGCCAUGGUUGCAGCCAUUUGUAAACGGAAGUACAGCGUUUGAUCCAACGAUGGGGCUGUUCCCAUCGGGCUUUUCUUUGAAUACACCAGCAUCAGAGUUGCUAAGAAAGCUGCAGCACAAGGUUCAGAGCAAGUCAAGUAGCUUUACACAAGAUGAUGCCUUCAACUUUCCACGGCCAAACGGUGUUGGUUCGCUCCAAGAGAGAUUCCUGCUCUUCAACUGAUCAAAAUGUGUACAUGUGGUGGUAUAUAGUGUUUUCGUAUAUGUUUGUUGAAUAUUUUAAUAUUUUAGUAUUUAAGUAUGAAAUUUUAUCUAUACUCUAGUGAUGAUGGCAGCAUUCAUUUUUGGUAAACUGAAAAAAAUUUCAAGUCUGAAUACUACAUGUAUAUUGUAUUUUACACUGUGAUCUUUUACACUGCAAUUGUGGCUUGUGUUUUCUGGGGGGGGGGGGGUGUCUUUUCUGUGACAAUAUGUAUCGUGAUUAUUACUGUCUGACAGUAAAUAUUGUGGUGCAUAAUGAUAACUGAUAACAGAUUACUGAUUAGUUGUUGACGUUAAAACUGUGUAAUUCAGUAACUGGAAGUCAUAUCACAUGAUUGUUACCUUGGUAACUGAUUGUUCGAUUACUUGAACUGUAUUUUCAUAACAUAUGUAUUGACUGUAUUAACACAAGUAUACUGUGGCUCUGUUACUACACUAACAUUCCAGAUGUCUUUUAAACAAAAAUAUUUUGAAUUGGAAUAGUAUUUUUAAUUUUACUUAUGAUUAGUUGCACAUUAAGUAUUUUUAAAAAAAAAACUUUCUUCGAAAACAUGAAUAAGAUUCUCUUAAUCUUAGAACACAAUGGUUCACCACUUGACUCUUAGGUGCAUGAAAGUAAAGUCGUGUCACCAGUGUGCAAACAGAACAGUUGUUCCCUGGAUUAAUCAACUAGCAAAGAGCAAAAAUGUUUUGUUAGCUGAUGAGGUAUCUAAUGACAUGCACCUCUUUGACACUAAAAUUAAAAAUGAAGCUGGUUCUAUAUAUAUCAUCAGAUCCUUAAGAGCUAAAUCCUUAAAAAUAUAAACUGAAUUUGUCUGCAUAUUUCCAGUCGAAUUCACCCAAUUAUUAAUAUUUUCCUGCAACUUGAUUUUUUUAAGGUUGCCAAAUGAAAUGUUUCAUAAUAAUAGCAUUUUUUCCCCUCACCUUACAAAGAAAAAAGAUGAGUAUUACUUUUCUGCUGGAAGUGAUGGCAUCAACCUUUGUGUUUAGCUAACAUUAAAGUUUCACCUUUAGCUCUAUUUUUCACUGUAUAUUCUACGUUAAUGAAACUUGUGAAAAACGUUAAAAAAAUUCAGUAAAUUACCAGUAAAAUUUCAGUUGAAUUUUUUUUUUGGAAUUUCGUUUUAUUUUAACAUGCUUGGAGAUGAAGAUCUAUGGAUGCGGUUCUCAGCAAUAUUGCAUAAUUUUAAUAAAGACAUUUUAAUUCACAGAAUUCUUCUUUGAAAAAAGUAAAAAAAACUAAACAAAUUACACAUUUUACAAAAAAUUUCACUAAUGGCUCAUUGUUUGUCCUUAUUUAGACAGCAGGUGUCCCCAAAUCAUUCAUUAUUAGCCUCUAGUGCUGCUAUUAUCUCAAUUAUUAGUGCUCUGCCACCAAUGCCUUACGUUUAGUAGAUCUAUGAUCAACAGUUAGUUUUUAUAAGCAUGUCAGUAUUUUCUAAAUGUCCGAUGAAGACCAUUUAAUCAAGAACAUAUUUCAGUUUUUUUGUUUGUUAGCUUUGUUUUUGUUUAGUGUAAUAAUUGUCAGCAAGAUUAAUAGAAAUAUUUAAUGCCUAUUUACUGUGUUCCAACUAUUAUCAGAGAUGAUAAUAGUGGUGAUAUGUCCAUGCUUAUGUCCAUUUAAAAGUUUCAAGCAUGCUGGUCUGGGCUGGUUACAACGAGAAGUUAAUACCAUAAUACCACCUGUCACCACAUAGGCUAUUCUUAACAGCAGCAUGAUGUUUUUUAUGUGCACUUUAACUCAAAGGUUAUUACUACAGAAUUAUUUUAUUAGCCUUAAUAGACUCGCCCAAUAAAAGGUUCAGAUGGAACCCAGAUCAAUGUUGCUAAGAGGUUUUUUUUUGUUCAGAUUUACCUCAUAAACUAUUAUCUGCUCGAGUGUUGGGUUUUUUUUGGGGGGGGGGGGGGGGAGGCAGGUUUGUCGUCUUGUCAUUGUAUAUUAAUUUCCGACUAGUGUACAAGUCAUAUACCCGUCCUUUAUUGUUCUGUAAAUAGUCAUUGGAGAUUGAGGUUUAACUAGAUAAAACUGAUUGUUACCUGUAUGGAUUAUAUUUUAAUUAUAUAUCACUUGUUAAUGUUGUGCUGUGUGACUGUUCAUUUUAUUGUUACUAGAGUUGAUCAAGUCAUUGAAUGAUUCACAUAAAAGAUGAUGAUGAUGAUGAUAAUUUCAGUUAAAAUACUUUGUCCUCUUACAUUAUGGUGUGAUAUUUCUGUCUAAAGUUUAUAGUUUCUUGUAUGAAACAGUACUUUCUGGGUUUUUUGUAUGAAACAGUAAUUUUGGUUUCUUGUAUAAAACAGUAAUUUUGGUUUCUUGCAUGAAAUAGUAAUUUUCAGAAUGUUGCAUUUCAAAAAAAAUUUAAUCUUUAUCUGGAGAUGAGUGGAAGUUGUUCAUCAUCGGUACAAGUGUUCUGAAAUCAUACAGCUUGAUAAUGCACUGGGAUUGUGAUUACAAAACCCCAGAAUCAUCAGUAUGUUGGUGUUUGUCAAAUGAUCACAUCAAAGCCCUAUCAAGUUUCUAAACACAAAAAGACAACCCAGUCAAGAACACACCUGAUAAAUAGAAAUGAAUAUUUUGGGCAAGAAACUGUAACAUUUAACCAGAAAUACUGUGCAUUAUUUUGGGGGACUUUUACAGAAGGUGACAUUAAGUACAUUUUAUAUACAAUAGACUGGUCACUUCCAACCUACAUGUAUGUUACAUUGAUUCAUUUUAGUAUUUGACAUUUAUUCUCAUUUUAGUUUUUGGUAUUUUGCAAAACAUGGUUUAACUAGUGCAAAAAAUAUUAAGCAUUUGUGAAAAAUGUUUCUCCUAUUUAUUUUGUUUAAAUCUGGGUUUUUUGUUUAAUGAAACAUAUCAGUUAUACAUUUUUGUUAUGUUUUAACGUUCAUUUAACAGUUAACAGUUUUCUGUUUUCAGUGUUAAUUUAUUUACUGUCUCUUAAAUGUUUUGAUUGGCACACAGAUAAAGCAUCAUUUAAUUGUUAUGGCAUAAUUCUGGCUGCCUUGUUGGGGUUUGUGUUUUAUCAAUGAUACCGUUUAUUCUUUUUCAACAUUUAAACACGUAGCAGUUUGUAAACUAAACCAAAUUAUCAAGUUUCAUCUUUGCAUCUCAUUCAUAUUGUGCAUGUAUUUUGGCUAAUUAAAUAUAAAUGGAAGAAUUCUUCAAGGUAUUUAACUUGGUGACUGAAUGGGUAUUAUAUUGGUACAUUCUUCAUCUGUCUUGGACACACUUUUUUAGACAUAGCCAAUGCUAUUUCUUGUUCAGGUGACCUUUCAUUGCAAAUAGUCAUUCUGAAUGCAUAACCAGCUGUAAGAUUCAAUUGGUCUAGGAAAGAAAUAUUUUGCUGAAUGACACAUAAAUACAUUUUACAUUAAGGCUGUUUGGUGUUUACCAUUUGGUUAUUUUGAGACUUGAUUUUAAGAAUUAGAGAGGAAACCUGCUUCCACCACAUAUGAUAUUCCUGUUGAAAAGCAUUAAGGGGUAUUUUCUAUGCACUUUUCCAUAGAUGGGAUGGGAGUGUGGAGGAGAGAGAGAAGCCCAAGUUGAUCAAUGGUGAUUGAUUCUACAAUCAAUCACAGGUGAACACUCGACCACUGAGCUACAUUUCACAUAUUGAUGGGUCAAAUGCAGGGUCAUCUGGACAUUCGAUAGCAUUACAUUAGUUGGAUCUAGUAACAGGCCAGUCACAUCUGAUUUCCAUUGAAUUGAGAAAAUCGUAAUCUUAAUCAUGCAUCAAAGUAAGUCAAACUGUUGUUCAGGUUACUAGGAAGUUAUCUGCACUACCACUUCUCUUGGUGGUGUUUUGUUUUUGCUUUAAAUGUUAAUUUCUGCACAUUCCAAGUGUGUCUAGUCACUCUAAAGUUCAAAUAGUUAAGUUUAUUUUUAUUUUUAAGUAACUCUUUCAUUGUACAGCAAAACAACAUUUCUUUAAUUUUGCUGUAGUUGGCAACUUAUUGCAUAAUAAUGAGUUUACUGUUUGAGAGUGAACAAAGUGGCUUGUAUGUUUUCUGUAUUUUGUAAGUUGCUUUGUCCAAUGCAUUAUUUAAUCUCAAAUGCUUUUUGAAGAGUACUGGGUUUGGAUUUUGGCUUAGGUAGAUCUUUUAAGGGAUCUCCAUUGAUUUACCCAUGGCAGGCAUGCUUGAAUCUUUAGUAAGUAUGUGUUGAUUGAUUGAUUGAUUGGCUUGGAUUAAAAUAAUGUGAAAGAAAGAUUUUUGAUGUAGUCUGACAGUGGCGUAGCUUGGGUUGCCAGUGCCCAGGGCAAGGCGAGUAUUGCGCCCCGUAACCAGUGGAUUAUUAGCACUCCCCGAGUCCCUUCCACUAGUCCAGAGUUUUUGUGCCCAGGGCAAUGGCUCUGAUGGCCCCAACCACGCUACGCCCCUCGUUCUAGUCAAAUCAUUGAGGAUAUAGUUACUAUUGUAAUAAAGUAUGUAUACGUUUUAGUAUACCAAACUAUCACGUUUCAUCAUGUAUCCUAUUCUAAUUGCACUUGAAUUACAGUAAAGGUCUUUGAGUAUACACUUUUACAUGUCUUAUUAUUUUACAUUCUUAGUGUGUAUCAGCUUAAACUUUUACCUCUACUUGUUGUGUUUAUUGUCAACAGUUUUUCAGUCUGAUUCUUUAAUUAACACUGUAAUCACGUGCAAAAGCAUGUGAGUUAUGGUGCAAAUUAUAAAAAAAAGAAAAAGUUUUUUUUUUGUUGAUUCAUUUAUAUACUGUAAAAGUUUUGUCUGACACCCAGUAGCCAAUUUUCCUUUGUGCUGAAGUCACUGUGUGGCACUAUUACUGGAUAUUGGUACUGUCACAGCAAAACAUCUUGCUAAAUACAUGUAUCUAGCUACCACAGUUGGCAGUAAUAUAACUGUUUUAACAUAUAACCUAAAGAUAUAACUGAUAAUUUAGCAAUUAUUCAAGCAAACAAAUAUGCCAGCAUUUAAUUAUGAGUAAACGUCAUUUGAAAAUAACUGGUAUAGAAGUUUGCUGUACAGUCGCAAAUUAAAUGUUUUUUAGUGAAAGAAAUUCAUUAAAUGAAAUAUGUCCUAUAAUGUUAAAGUUAUCUAAGAACAUUAAGAUAUCUAAGAAUCUUGGCUAUAUGUUCAACAAAACAAUGAUAAAAUGGCAGCAAAUUUCAGAGUAUGCAUAUAUCUCAAGUUUUAUUGAAGAACAAUUAAAAAAAUUCUUUAAUAUAGUGAGUCAGGUUAGGUCUUUAUUAGUGUUAUAAAUCAAUUGUUAAUAAAACAUUUGUUUACAGACUUAUAUAUAUUUUUUAAUUCUGUUCUUAAGAAGUAAAGAAAAUAUGUCAGUGAAUCAGGCCAUUGUUUCUUUAGUACAAUAGAUUCUGUGGUAUUAUGAUUUUAAAAUUCUGCUCAUUUGUUUUUACAUUUAGCAGAAAUGGUAUUGAUGUAAUUUAUGGUGAAUUUUUUUUACAUAUUUUGUCAGUGGUGUGCAUGGUUUAAUAUUUAGUGCUUAUGGAAAAUGUACUCAAUUUGCUCGUACAUGUGUUGUUGGUGUUCAAAUAAUAUAUUAUUAAAUUAAUACUGAUGGUGUACAGAAAGAACUGUUGUUACUAAUAUUGGUGAAAAUCCUGUAUAAUGUUUUAAAAGGAUUAAAAAUUUGAAUUACAAUUCAAAUUUUGUACCACACUGGAUCAGGUGCCAUAUUUUCUAUAGGAAGUGCCUUCAUGAUGAUGAAUUCAUUGGCUGGGGCCAUUGUGAAAUGUUAUGAAAAAGAUUGUACUCAGACUCCAUGUUUGUUUCAUAAGUACUUUUUUCCCAUUUCCUUUAAAGUUCUUGUAAUUUGUUAUAUUUAUAAUUAGGUUUCUGUAGAGAAGGAACAGUGGAUAUUUCAUAAACAGCAAACAAAAUAAAUAUUUCAUAAACAGCAAACAAAAUGAAUAUUUCACAAAUAGUUUCUCUUUUUUUUUUCAAGUGCUUUGUAUUCUUUAUAUCAUAUAUAUACUGAUGGGGAAAGAUAAGGGAUCAUAUAUUAAACUGUAAUACAUGUACUUGACUGCAACUAAAACCCUCAUCCAUAGCUUCAGAAAAUGAACCUUUUUAUGUAUGUGCUGAAAUGACUUAAUGAAUUGGGACUUUUUAUGACGUUACAGUAAUAUGGGUGCACAGCGUGCCAUCACGUCCACCCCAUAAUUAAAUUGACAGUGUACUGCGCGCUGUCAUACUAUGUAAGGGUUAACAAUGCUAUUGACAUACAAUCCCACAUUACGUCUUUGAUUGUUAUACAGACCCUACUGUGUGAUUAAUAAAUUAAAUCUGAGCCCUACUACUAAGAGUUCCCUUGUUUCUUUCUAUCAGUGUAGAUGUCUGAUAAAAGUAUACAUAGAGGAUUCGUCAUGAGUAUUUUUUAAUAUGGAAAAAUAUCAACAAAGUCUGUUAAUCG
Molecule: messenger RNA, 8522 nt
Organism: Gigantopelta aegis
Lineage: Eukaryota; Metazoa; Mollusca; Gastropoda; Neomphalida; Peltospiridae
Product: ligand-dependent nuclear receptor corepressor-like protein
Exons: 6
Coding region: 6-2090 (694 amino acids)
Biological process (GO): regulation of transcription by RNA polymerase II
Cellular component (GO): nucleus
Molecular function (GO): DNA binding
Source: RefSeq, a predicted model, not a curated record